This is a messenger RNA of Rana temporaria (common frog), 466 nucleotides long. RefSeq names its product keratin-associated protein 5-5-like. The record is from RefSeq and is a predicted model, not a curated record. Bases 82 to 309 code for a protein of 75 amino acids. The transcript is spliced from 3 exons. Lineage: Eukaryota; Metazoa; Chordata; Amphibia; Anura; Ranidae.
GGAAACUCAACAGCUUCAAAAAGCAAUCUAGGAUUCUUUUUUUGGUCCUGAGGAAUAGACGCAGCCAAACUUGCAUCAGCAAUGUCUGGAGUUAAAGGUGGAUCCUGCAGCCAGAAGAUCCAGUGUCAGGAUCCCUGCAAAGACCCUUGCCAAAAGCCACCUGUUUGUUGCAAUCCUUGCCAAGACCCAUGUAAACCUAGUCAACAACAUCAUCACCAUGGCCAACAUCACCACCAUGUCCAAAAAGAUCCAUGCAAUCCUUGUUGCCCAAAACCCUGCCGAUGCAAAGGAAUUUGCUGCUGUAAAUAGUGAAGAUAUCACAUCUAAUCCUAUGCUGCUUGAAGAGCUUUCCCAAGCUUGUUUGCCAAGCUUUAUCUAUCAUAGCGUAUGCAUAUGAAUUUCUUCUCAAAUCAAAGUUCUAUUAUAUAUUAAAAUAACAAAUAAAAUAUAAAUUUUUGGCACCAUG